AUUUGCUCGGAACCAGAAUUCGAGGUGUAAAUGUCAAUUAAUUGUCAAAGAUCCAUCUAUUAAUUGUCAUACAUCUAAUCAAUGUUUUAUUUAAUCACUAACUAUUAUUUGUAAUUUGUAAUGUUCAAAAUUUUGGUGAUACUAAUUCUUAUUGUAACUUGUCAACUUUCUCAAAUCGGUACACAAGACUGUUUAAUACCUGGCGGCUGUUCCGUACAACAUGAAUUCGAAGAGGAAGAUGAAGAAUGUCCUUUAGACGGACCUUUCAAUAUGGAACCCUAUCUAGAAUGUCCCGGAUAUGCAGUUAUACCUCCACCUGAUGUACGCAUCUAUAGCUCAAACAAAAAAGUAAUUCCUCUACAACAAUGUAGAACUUGUGAUUUAAAACUUAAUAAUGACAAUACUGGGGUAUUUGUUAGGUGUAUUCAAUGUUAUAAUAUACCCAAGGGUACAAAUGCUGGUUGGGGCUUUCUUACUAGCAAUUAAACUUGAAGAAAUAGAACCAGCAGGUAUUACAAAUACUGAAAUGA
This is a messenger RNA of Psylliodes chrysocephalus, 530 nucleotides long. The record is from the annotation of a GenBank genome assembly. NCBI's taxonomy places the organism in Eukaryota, Metazoa, Arthropoda, Insecta, Coleoptera, Chrysomelidae.